AUGUACGAAUGUGGCACCUGUGACUUCGAGUUCCGCUACCGAGAGGACUGCGAUGCUCACAUGGACGAAUACGACCAUUGGGUCGAAUGUGAGGCAUGCACUCGACAAUUUCGCACCGAGCGUAGCUGCGAGCAGCACAUGGACGCCCUUGACCACUGGGCACCGGUCUUUGAGUGCGAGACUUGCACUCGCACCUUCUCUUCCCAAGAUGCCGUCAAUCAGCACAUGAAUGCGAAGAAUCAUUGGCAGCCGACUGUCCCCUGCGAGACGUGCUCUCAGGUGUUCCACACCGAGGAAGCUGCUGACCAGCAUAUGGCGGCCGAGGGACACUACGAGAACUACUGCGUGGAGUGUGAUCGACGCUUCAUGAAUGAGAACUGUCUUCGCCAGCACUUGAACUCGCGCAUUCACCGCGGUGCUGAUGUCGUAUGCCCAUUUUGUGAUGCUCACUUCGUCACCGCAAGUGGUGUCACCCAUCACAUUGAAUAUGCUGGCUGCCCGAACGCUCGCAAGUGGAACCGGGAGACAAUUCACCGCAUGAUCCAGCGUCUGGACCCCAACGGACUCGUCACAAACAAGCAGAUCGAAUGGCGCAAUGAACAGAACGUCCAGUACUACACUACAGAUUGCGCCUUUAACGGUACGAACUGGGAAUGCUACAUUUGUCGGAAGGGAUUCGGUUCAAUGGCCGGUUUGAAUGCGCACCUUAACUCACCAGUCCACAAGGAAAAGAUUUACCAUUGCCUCAACAAGCGUGGUUGUGGCAAGGAGUUCGUCUCCCUCGCUUCUUUGUUCAAUCACUUGGAGAGCGAGUCCUGCGGAUACAUCCGGUUUGGGGAAGUCCAAAACGUCCACCGACGACUGAAUGACGCUAUUAUGAACCGCAAGAUGAUCAAUUCGCUCUAA
Messenger RNA from Penicillium mononematosum, 906 nucleotides. RefSeq lists its product as uncharacterized. Gene Ontology annotation, molecular function: zinc ion binding; DNA-binding transcription factor activity, RNA polymerase II-specific; RNA polymerase II transcription regulatory region sequence-specific DNA binding. Gene Ontology annotation, biological process: regulation of transcription by RNA polymerase II. Lineage: Eukaryota; Fungi; Ascomycota; Eurotiomycetes; Eurotiales; Aspergillaceae. Gene Ontology annotation, cellular component: nucleus. The transcript has 2 exons. The record is from RefSeq and is a predicted model, not a curated record. The coding region runs from base 1 to 906 and encodes 301 amino acids.